CUCUCCUCCUUUUUCAUCGCUAUUUCUUGUUGAGACAGACAAGUUUUCUAAGCGUCGAGCCAGCUGCAAGCAAUUAAACGAUUUUGGAUAAAAGGAAUAUUAUCAAUGGCCUCACUGGAUGGACUCUCUAUCGAUCUCUUGCAACUAAUCCUUGAAAAGAUAGAUAAUCACAGAGACAGCCUUCAGUUUGGUUCUGUUUGUAGGCAAUUCCGCUCCAUUAUCUACGAUAACCUUCACUUGCUUCCGCCUAAAUUACCCUUCUGCCUCUGUGCCCAUCCUAGCAAACCCCCUCCCCUACCAUUGCUAAUGCAAUGUCUUGAUGAUGAGACGGAAAACAUCAGCUUUUUUUCUAUUUCAGAUGGAAGAAAUCAUGGAGAGUUUAUUGUGCCUGAAAUAAGAAACAAGUGGAUUGUUGGAUCCUCUUACGGUUGGUUGUUCACAGUGGAUAUCCAUGGCCGAGACAUUCAGCUUUUGAAUCCAUUAACAAGGGCCCAAGUCAAUCUCCCAUCUCUAGAUGCAUUCCAACACCCUGAUGGUGGUUUCACAAGCGGUGAAUUCAAUGAUUUUGGGUUCGUAGAAAAGGCUGUUAUAUUGUCUGAUCCUUCAAACAAGGGAAGAAAUUUGGAGGGUAAUGAUGAUUGCAUAUUAGCCGUGGCAAUCAUAUCCAAUUUACGCGUGCUAUCAUUUUGUAGGAUUGGAGAUGACAAGUGGACUAAUGCGGAGGGUUCUCUGACUCACCUCCAAGAUGUUAUCUAUUACGAGGGUCAAAUUUAUGGUAUUAAUUAUAUGGGGAUAGCCGUUGUUUACGAUAUUGCAGGUGAUAAAAAGAUGAAACAAAUUGCGAAUGCACCAGACCAGUUGUUUGUUGUCGACAGAUAUCUUGUUGAGUCGACAAAUGGUGACCUCCUGCAAGUUGUGAGAGAGAUCGAUUACAGAUAUGAUGGAGAUGUUGGAAAGACGAGUGAGUUUUAUAUAUACAAGCUUGAAUCUGUUGAUGAGCCAAUCGUGCCUGCUGAAGACAAUUUCUACCUCACCGUCAAUGAGAGAGUCCCAAUUAGAUACAAAUUCAACUUUAAAUGGGUCGAUAUGGAAAGCUUGGGUGAUCAAGCUUUAUUUUUGGGUCAAAACUAUUCGCUUUGUGUACGAGCAGCAGAACAUGAAGGAUGCAAGCCAAAUUGCAUAUAUUUUACGGAGCAUGGGUCGGGGCAUAGAUGCAUUGCGCGGGGUAAUUGUAAAUCAGAAGAUAUCGAUAAGUAUUCAAUUUGUGACAUGGGCACAUAUGACUUGGGAGACGAAAGCUUUCAAGAUUUUAGCCAAGUAAAUGCCAAGCGCUUAGUUCCGCCUAUUUGGAUCUCACCAAAUCCGUGGUAGAUGGAUUUAGUUGCGUUCAAUGUUUUAUUUUUGCUGCCCUUUGUA
Messenger RNA from Asparagus officinalis (garden asparagus), 1416 nucleotides. RefSeq names its product putative F-box protein At5g55150. Lineage: Eukaryota; Viridiplantae; Streptophyta; Magnoliopsida; Asparagales; Asparagaceae. The transcript has 2 exons. Bases 106 to 1371 code for a protein of 421 amino acids. The record is from RefSeq and is a predicted model, not a curated record. Gene Ontology annotation, molecular function: protein binding.